GACUGUGGCUUGGUGCACGUGGACAAGUCAUUACUCACGGCAAUAGAGGGGACCAGUAAUGGGAAUAGGGAGCCUGCCACACUCUUAUACGUAUAUUGCCCUAAUAUUUUAUAAUUCUGUUAGUCUUUCUUAGCCAGACGUAAAAGAUGCGCCGCUUGACCCCUGCAACCUCAUAACACUUCAUUCCUUUAUGGUGAAGCGAACACACACACACACACAUACACACACACACACACACACAAAUCACGACAGCUUGUGCAGAGGGAAGGGGAGUAGUGAGCAAAUGACAGGGCACAGAUGAAAAGGAAAAAAUUAUGAUGGCGAAUUUGUGAAUCGAAGUUGAAAAGACCUUGGAAUGUCCCCCGCCCUGAUGCAGACACACUCAUUACUGCCUGCCUUCUCCCUUUGACGCUAGGCCGUGGUCGUCUGCUGGGAAAUCAUAAUAAUUUAGGAUGUGUGAGGGACGUCUCAAGAAAUGCUAGGAUAAGUAUAAUCCUUCCCCCGCCUGUCUGACGUACAAGUAAACCAAAACUAACUUUCACUUAUAUCAUGAACCACAAGACUCUAAGUAGUUUUAUAUUUCCAUUCAUACGUUUAUGUUAAGGUGAUGAAUUCAAUACGAACAUCCGUAUUAAGGAAGAAGACCGUAAAAGCGAAUUUUUUGGUUUGAAAGGAGACCGUACGAUAACUUCAGUGGGGGAUGUGGCAGCAAUAGAUUAAAUGCCCUCAAGGAAAAGAAGUAUUCAGUGUGGAGUUAAGACGUGAGGGGUGUACGCUCGUUGUUUUUUUCUCCACUACUUGAUGCACAUAACCGUUCCAAAGUAGAAGCAGGAGUGGCGCGUGCGAGGACAAGUUAGUGAAGGGCAGGCCGAGAGGGGAAGCAGAGAAGCAACCUGGGCGAGGCGUCUCAGGAAAGUUUGAAUUUGCCUCACUCAACUUGCCAAAACCAUACAAUGCAAUAUAAGGCGAGGUGGUAGAGGCGCCUUGAGAUGAGAGGAGGGGAGGUAAGAUGGGUCCUGGCCGUGGUGGUGGUGGCGGUGGCAGUCCCCAGCUUGGCCCAGCACAGCCGAGCCAACUGGGGGCGUCAGACACCUUCCCAGUCCCCACGCCGCCACCACGCCCCUGCUACGCCCCCACCCACACGGAGAUCACGGUGGGAGGAAGUGAGCGCCCGGCACCAUGACCCAGCACGCCCUUCCAUCAGAGAGGCGUGGGCGGAGGGGCAGACGAGAGGGGACACACACGCUCGCCACCAGGACUACGUACCACGCCUCUCCAGUGCUCGCCACCACGUCCCCGCCACAACACGGCGUCGUGAACACUACUCAUCACUCAGAAGGACCCAGGCGUAUUCACAAAGGCGUCCUCGCAAACCAGUUAUCAGUAGGGACCUUCCAGUCUUCCAGUCGACACGUCAGCACCAAGCCACACUGCAUAAUGCUAUUCCAGAUCAGCACCAGCAGCAGCAGCAUCAGCACCAGCAAACUAAGAGGUGGCAGAAGGCCCAGCAGCAGCACAGGCCCGCCAGCAGCACCGCCAGCACCACCAGGAGAGACCGCCGGCCUAACAUAGUGCUGAUUAUGACGGAUGACCAAGAUGUGGAGCUGGGUUCCCUAAAUUACAUGCCUUACCUGAUGGAGCAAUUAAGGGAUCAGGGGGCAUUAUUCCCUAACGCCUACUGCUCCACACCCAUCUGCUGCCCCUCCCGUUCCUCUCUCCUGACGGGGCUGUACAUCCACAACCACGAGGUAUACACCAACAACCGCAACUGUUCCUCGUAUCACUGGCAACAGACUCAUGAACGCCGCAGCUUUGCCACCUACCUGGCCAACGCUGGGUACAGGACAGGCUACUUUGGGAAGUACCUCAACAAGUACAAUGGCUCCCACAUCCCAGCUGGAUGGCACGAGUGGGCGGGACUCAUCAAGAACUCCCGCUACUACAACUAUACUGUCAUGCGCAACGGACACUUUAUCAAAUAUGGUGACCAGUAUCCCAGGGACUACUACCCCCAUGUCAUCACCAAUGAGGGGCUGCAGUUCCUCAAGAAGAGCCGGGCAUCUAUGCAGCCCAUGAUGUUGGUACUGAGCUACCCGGCACCCCAUGGCCCGGAAGACUCUGCACCAGAACACUCACACCAGUUCUUCAACGCCACUGACCACAACACUCUAUCCUACAACUACGCCCCCAACCCAGACAAACAGUGGCUGCUGCAGUUCACUGGCCGCAUGCAAGACAUAGAGGUCAAGUUUACUGAUAUCCUGAUGACCAAGCGACUCCAGACACUGCAGACUGUGGAUGAGUCAGUGGCCAAGGUGGUGAAUGCCCUGCAGGAUCUCGGGGAGCUGGACAACACCUACAUCUUCUACACCAGCGACCACGGCUAUCACCUGGGCCAGUUUGGGCUCGUCAAGGGGAAGUCCAUGCCGUUUGAAUUUGACAUAAAGGUUCCCUUCCUGGUGAGAGGCCCUGGGAUCAAGCCAGGCGUCCAAGUCAACAAUAUUGCCCUGAACAUUGACCUUGCCCCGACCUUCUUGGACAUAGCGGGUGUCAAGCCACCAGCACACAUGGAUGGGAGGUCGCUGCUGCCUGUCCUGUCUAGUACGUGGAAUAACUCGGAGGAGUCGCUGAGCUGGAGGGACAGCUUCCUGGUGGAGAGCUCUGGCCGACACCGGGAGGAGGAUGCGCUGGAGUUGAGGGAGGCGCGGCGCAGGAACAGGGCGCAGGGCCUCUCAGAGUCAAGCAUCACGGGCGGCCUGUACACCUCAAAGCGGGAGAGGCUGGAGAUCAUCUGCCAGAGUGAGGAGUACAGGGCACCGUGCUCUCCAGGGCAGAAAUGGGAGUGUGUGCAGGAGAUGAACAGGUGGCGACUACACAAGUGCAGGAAGAGGAAGGUGAGAGGACCCAAGGUGAAGUGGAGGCGGCGGAACUGUGUGUGUGAGCCGGACCUGGGCAUGGGCUACCUAGUGCGCCUUGACUCGGCUGAACGUCGCAAGCAGCGCACCUUCCUCAAGAAGCACCUGACGCAGGACCUGAGGACCUUCAACACCAAGUUCAUCAAGGUGUUCAGUGACGUGGACAGCCAGGAGCUGAUGGAGCAGAGCCUUCUUCAUGUGUCGGGCAGGAAGAUGUUACUGCCACGCUCACACCACACCAGCGCCAGGCAGAGGAGGAGCACCAGGCCAGAGCAGGUGGGUGCAGGACACAUGGAGGAGGACGUAGUGGAUGCCUUUGUGAAGGACGAGGAAAUCCGAGACCUGGACGUGACCAUCAACACUCUGUCUGACGAGCUGGAGAGUCUGGAGAGCAACAUUGCAGCCACAGUUGUCUCAGCCAACACAUCCACCUCCCUGCCAGAGAGCCACGAGAGUCUCCGCCAUGGGUGCCGGGUGACGGGCAGCACGGUGGGGUGUACAGACGAUGUGUACCGGGAUCCCCAGGCCUGGCGCCUCAGCAAGGUGGCCAUCGACCAGCAGAUCCGCCGCCUCAGACACCAGCUCAUCGUCAUGAAGGACAUCCGCAAACACCUGAGGGACGCACGGCCGGACUCCCUCAGGGAAUAUGAUGACUAUGAGGAUGAUGAUGAUGUCGCUGCAGACUACACCACAGGGCUGGAUGGCCUGGAAGACACCACUGCUGCCCCCACCACCACCUCCACUACCACCACCUCUACCACCACAGCCACCACCAAUGCCACCAGGCUCCACAGUGUGGAGCCUGAGGAAGAGUCAGGAAUGGGAGCCUCCACCACACCCCCUGAUGUCACCAUGGCCAGUGUGACUCCUGCUGGUGUUGAUGUAGUGGAGGAGGAGGAGGAGGAGGAGCAGGAAGUAGGGAGGCAGAGUGGAGGUGGUGGUGGUGAUGGUGGUGGUGCCACAAACCUUGAAGAGGCAGAUGAAGUUGUCAUAUAUGGAACAGAUUACAGCACAGGCAGUAGUCAGGAGAGCCAGGGUGAGGAGGAGGAGUCCAAGGAGACACAGGCAGGGGUGGAGGACGAGGUUGGGGGCGGGUGGGGCAGUGCUGGCCACCUCCCCCUCAGCACCAACAGGUUUGAGGUAUUCCCUGUCCAUGCUGCCACUGGCCGGCGCCAGACUGCCAUCACCCUGGAGAAUGAGACCUCAGCGCAGGAACAGUGCUGGUGCAACAGGAAUUUCAGGCUGGAGCAGAAAUUGGUGGAGCGUGACAGGAAGCGGCAGGAGCGGCAGAAGUUGCGUCAGGAGCGGCAGUCCAUCAAGCAGCGUCGGCGGGAGAUUAAGGAGAAGAAGAAGAUGAGGAAGAUCAAGAACAACCUGGCCCAAUGCAAUUACACCAUGCUUAACUGCUACACCCACGACAACGACCACUGGCGCACCCCUCCCCUGUGGCAUGAUGGAAAGUUCUGCUUCUGCAUGAAUGCCAUCAACAACACGUACUGGUGUGUCCGAACCAUCAACCAAACCCACAACUUUCUCUACUGCGAGUUUAUCACCGGCCUUGUCACCUACUAUGACCUCAAUAUUGACCCCUACCAGCUGAGGAACGUUGCUUUUACGCUGUCCAACAAGCGGCUGGCUGAGCUGCACCGCCGCCUGGAAGCCUUGCGCACCUGUGCUGGCGCUGCCCACUGUGACGACCUGCCCGAAGCAUCCCAGAGUACUACUGCCAGUGCCCCACAGCUGGACCUGCACCAUGAGGAAUCCCAGCUGGAGGAGAAUGAGGAGCAUGACCCAGGGGACAACAGGGUGGAGGUGAUGGAGGUGUCCCCGCGGCGGGGCAAGGAGGAGCGGCGUCGCCUGAGAGAGGAGAGGCAGCGGCACCGGGAGGAACGGCGGCGCCUAAGGAAGGAACACAAGAAGUGGAAGAGGCACCAGCUGCAGGCGCUGCGGGGCCACCGGGUGCUGCAGUCCACCGGCUCUAACAAGAAUAUCAUCCGCCUGCCCCGUAAGAGCCGUGCGCACGGCCGCCGGCGGGAUGGUGAGCGCCGGCGGGAGAAGCGGAGAGAACGGAGACGGAGAAAGAAAAGUAGAAAAGUUAGAAUCUCAUGAAGAGUAGGGGAUUUAUUUAUCUUUAUUAUGAAAUAAUAAUGUUGUCAACUAAGGGUUGGCAUUAACUAUAUUGGUAAGAUAAUUCAAUCACUGAAAAUACUCUCUCAUUUUGCCAUGAAAGUUGUAUGGUUUGGUAUUUGCAAAACAAAACAAUUUUGUAAUCACAUCAUCAUUAGUGAUCUCAAAAAUCAUAAUCAUUUAUCAGUAAACAAUAUUUAAUUACUCUAUACAUGUAUCUCUAUUCUCUAGACAUCUAAAACAAAUGCAUUUAACCGAGGGAUUUAUUUCCGGAUGCCAGCGUGUGACAUGCAGGUUUUGCAUUUAGUGAUGUCAAUACUCUAGUGUAUUAGUGUCAAUACUCUAGUGUAUUAGUAUGUGAAUCAGCUUGUUCCUUCAUUGUGAGUCUCAAAGCAAGAGACCCCAAGUGUUCAAAUCAAGACAGCAGGUUCCCAGCACAGCACAGACUGUCACCCCAUGCAUCAUUCAUUCUGUACGUUGUGAACUGUGGUUUGGGAAAACACUCGGUGCCGGAAAGGAAUAAGUUACAUUCUACAUUGAGGCUGCUGCUUUAAUGUGUCAAUCUGGUCAGCUUUUUUUUUAUUAGGCAUUGCCAAAGUUGUUGCUGAGGCUAUACUACAAAACACAACUAAGCUUUUUUAUAUAAAAUAAUUUUAGCCUGUAUGGGAGGUAGUGAGAUAUAAAUUAGACUGCCUUGUAUAUUUAUGACCAUGUUUUAGAGUGUCACACAGUGGUUAGUGGCCCUUGGUUCAAGACCAGGACAGCUGUGCUUAAUCAUGCCUUUCCUUCAGCCUCUCCCUGCACUGUGGGCCAGCCGGAAGAGGAGUGACACCCAAGGAAGGUACUAAAAUUGGUAAACUGUUAAUAGUGAUCUCGUAUCCUCAGUUAGGUUUUCCCCACUGUAAUCCAUCACUCCAUGAAACAAAUUUCACUACUGAGGCAACAUUCAAUGCUGCGUAGGCCUUCCUGUAUGAUGGAUGCCACAAGGCUUGUAUGAAUGAACUCAGUUUUGAUAAAACAAAGUUCUGAAUUACAUGUCAGUGCCAUGAUUGCCAGCAGCCAGCGAGCCUCACCAUUACAGGUACAGACUUCCCUCCAGUCCUGGGUUUCAGUGCCUUGGACUGGCCUCCACCAAGGAAUGAAGUGCAUGUGGAUAGUAGUAGUAGUAUUACCAUUUUUCAUGUGUAUUACUUUUCUCAGCUUGAUUGUGUUUCAAGCACAUCAUUUCAUCCACUCAUGUACAACAACAGUCUUCAUGUUUUACUCACACAUGAAGGCUUCUCCAUAUGUGUGAAGUUGUCUUCUGGAAACACGUGUUCCAAUUUUACAUUGUCAGAAGAGAAAUGUUGAAUAUUGCAGGUGCAAACUGCUGCCCGACUUGCAUCCCACAGGUGCCAUGUGAUGAAUACCUCUGAUACAUCGAGUUGAUAUAUUUUUUACAUAUGAACUUUAUGAACCUGAUGAGUGACAGCAACCCUGUGUGACUCUGUGACACUGUGAUUUGUUUAUUUUGUAAAUAAACAUCCUGUGAGCCAUAA
This is a messenger RNA of Scylla paramamosain (green mud crab), 6580 nucleotides long. It is a transcript of the gene Sulf1, whose product is annotated as extracellular sulfatase Sulf-1-like. Gene Ontology annotation, molecular function: N-acetylglucosamine-6-sulfatase activity; glycosaminoglycan binding. The record is from RefSeq and is a predicted model, not a curated record. Bases 990 to 5024 code for a protein of 1344 amino acids. The transcript has 22 exons. Lineage: Eukaryota; Metazoa; Arthropoda; Malacostraca; Decapoda; Portunidae.